UCAGUUGAUAAACAACCAACCCCACGUCACUAGUGGGGCCCCCAUUGUUUGGUGAGUGAGUGAGUGUUCACGCUGGCCCAGCACAAGAUGCGUCGCUCGCACCACUACGAGCCCCUGCCGCAGGACGCCAACAGCGCCAUCGAGCAGGAGAACGAGCGGAUGACCCACGAGUUGGCCGAGAAAAUCGGGGUGCUCAAGUCGCUGUCCAUCGACAUUGGGACCGAAGUCCAGCACCAGCACAAGCUGCUGCGCGACGUGGACGACGACAUGGACCGCACCGGCGGCUUCCUGGGCAAAACCAUGUCGCGCGUAGCAAAACUAUCGCGCGGCUCCCACAACUACAUUGUGCUUUACCUGUUCGUGUUCGCCCUCCUGGUCUUUUUCAUCCUGUACCUGGCGCUCAAGCUCCGAUAGGUUCGCUCCUGAUUAUAUCGCUGUUUCUCUA
Dendroctonus ponderosae (mountain pine beetle) is the source of this 445-nucleotide messenger RNA. It is a transcript of the gene Bet1, whose product is annotated as BET1 homolog. Gene Ontology annotation, molecular function: SNAP receptor activity. The coding region runs from base 88 to 414 and encodes 108 amino acids. Lineage: Eukaryota; Metazoa; Arthropoda; Insecta; Coleoptera; Curculionidae. The transcript has a single exon. Gene Ontology annotation, biological process: vesicle fusion with Golgi apparatus; endoplasmic reticulum to Golgi vesicle-mediated transport. The record is from RefSeq and is a predicted model, not a curated record. Gene Ontology annotation, cellular component: Golgi trans cisterna; SNARE complex.